This is a messenger RNA of Trypanosoma cruzi, 453 nucleotides long. Its product is annotated as mucin TcMUCI, putative. The record is from RefSeq and is a predicted model, not a curated record. Bases 1 to 453 code for a protein of 150 amino acids. The transcript has a single exon. NCBI's taxonomy places the organism in Eukaryota, Euglenozoa, Kinetoplastea, Trypanosomatida, Trypanosomatidae.
AUGAUGAUGACGUGCCGUCUGCUGUGCGCCCUCUUGGUGCUUACCCUGUGCUGCUGCCCGUCUGUGUGCGUGACAGCGAGUGGACAAGAAAAUGACACAACGACCACAACGACUACCAGUACGACUACCACUACGACGACGACGACGACGACGACGACGACGACGACGACAACAACAACAACAACAACAAAAGCGCCAACCACUACUACUACUACUACUACGACGACGACGACAGAAUCACCUAAACCUUCGGACACGACAAGGGAACAAACAGAAACUGCGGCUACUAGUACAGAGGAGCCAAGUAUGACGACUACUAGAGCACCAGUUAAUAAGGAUGAACUCAAACGGUCGAUCCCUCGCGGUACUAACGGCAGCUUCAGCGGCUCUGCGUGGGUGUGUUCCUUGCUGGUGCUUGCCGUGUCCGCGCUGGCGUACACCACUCUGGGCUAA